UCUCCGCCGAGAACCCACGAAAGAAUAUAAUUCCUUUUCUUUACCAACUACGAAGAUACCAUAUUCUCUCGCUGAUCGAUCGAUCGAUCGAAUGGAACCUCUCAGAUCAAUGUCCUCUUUAUUCCUUCAUUCACAAGAGCCCUGACUCCGGCAACCGGCAACGAACAUCGUUCAUGACCACACCCGCCGCCGCCGCGGCCAGUAACCAGCGGCUGGCCGGACCUUCUUUCUCAAGCGACUGGCACAACGUCUAUUCCAGACGAGCUGCGGGGAUUAGUCCUCAGCUGAAUACCUUCAGAAAUUCGUCGGAAAGAAUGGGAGCAGCCACGGGACCUCGUCCGACGACGGCUGCUGUUAUAGUCCUUGACGACGAGAAGAAGCCGCUGACUGGGAAAAAAAGGCUGAGGAAAGGGAUUUAUAGUCCAGGGCCGAAAUGGAAAUGGAGGCUGCGACUGUAUUAUAGACGUGAUCCGAGUAACGGUUACGGAGAGGAGGAGGAACUCGUGGGAGACGAAGAGGGCUGCAACUGCGGCGCCAUUUGCUUGGAGAAGUUCGAGCCGAGAGAGGAGGUGACGGUUACUCCGUGCGACCAUCUUUUUCACGAAGAAUGCAUUAUGCCGUGGCUCAAGAGCAACAGUCGAUGCCCGGUUUGUCGGUUUUCUGUCCCUUUAUGAACUCACCGUGAAGUCGAAAAUCUUAAACACUUAACUAGACUCGACCUAUGGGACCACCCCGUUGCGAAGCAAGCUUUACAAGUUUGUUAAGUAAUUUGACUCUCGUGUACGUAGUAGCUAAUUAAAAGUGAUUAUAUAUAUAUAUAUCUAGAAGGAUAAAAAUUCUGAGAAUAUAUAUAUAUUGUUUUGGGUCAUUGUUUGAGACGAUAGUUGUUGAAAAUAUAUACCGCAGUAGAUGUAUUUAUAUCACAAAAUCC
Molecule: messenger RNA, 931 nt
Organism: Diospyros lotus (date-plum)
Lineage: Eukaryota; Viridiplantae; Streptophyta; Magnoliopsida; Ericales; Ebenaceae
Product: RING finger protein mug145-like
Exons: 2
Coding region: 174-674 (166 amino acids)
Source: RefSeq, a predicted model, not a curated record